This is a messenger RNA of Petromyzon marinus (sea lamprey), 2383 nucleotides long. Its product is annotated as interferon-induced protein 44-like. The record is from RefSeq and is a predicted model, not a curated record. Gene Ontology annotation, biological process: immune response. NCBI's taxonomy places the organism in Eukaryota, Metazoa, Chordata, Hyperoartia, Petromyzontiformes, Petromyzontidae.
CUUGGCUGUGUCGGGUGGUCACGGGUUUUAACGACACAUUUAUAUAAUUACGCGAACUAACCAAAAAAAACCUCAAUUAUGGAUGAUAUUGGUCGCCAAAGCGUACGUGUUAAACUCUUAUAGCCAGUUUGUGCUUUACAGGGGAAAUAUUAAUGGAGUUAUGGACAAGAAUCAUACGUUGUUACAAUGUCAAAUUGGUUGACAACCAGAUAACUUUGGACGUGUUGUGACAGAAAGCUGUCGGGUUGUUUGUGGAGAGCCAUUAACACGAGUUCUGCCAGUUUAUUGGCUACAUAAUUAUGUGAAGAGUGCGUGGUGAUUCUUUUUCUGGAACGAAACUCGUUUCAUCGGCACAUGACGAUGCAGUGGCGAACCCGGUGUUUCACUCCUGUGAGAGCAGACGACUCCAACCGCAGCAGCCAUGGCUCAAGUGCACGGGCUGGCGUACCUGCAGCAGAGGAAGCUAGCAACCUUGCUGGGAUUCCCACACUCAACUCUGCGCAGGCUCUACCAGGGCAGCGUGGAUGGGUUCACUGCCAGCGCUUUCCACACCAAGUGCAACGGCCAAGGCCCCACGGUCACGGUCGCCUACAACUCCAAAGGCUUUAUAUUCGGCGGCUACUGCUCCCAGUCUUUAACAUCGCGGGGAAGUUACAUUGAUGACAAACUCGCUUGCUUGUUUCGCUUGGAGGAACCAAACAACUCGGCCACAUUCGUUGCUAAAAUCAAAUCAUCCAGCAGUGCAUUCUAUGACGCCUCAUCAUACGGGCCCACUUUCGGUGGUGGCCAUGACAUGCAUUUUCUGCCCACUGAUGGCUCAAAUAAACUUACUUUUACCGCCAAUAUAGGCACUUCUUAUGACGCAACCAAUGAGAACAUAUUAGGCAAUGAUAAUACCCUACAAGAGCUGGAGGUAUACAUCUUAGAAGAAAUGAAGCUCUUGCCGGACCCAUGGCGCAGUGUUGAAUGGACAAUCGAGACGCGAGAGCAUUUGUUGAAAGACAUUCGUGGGUACGUGCCAGUCGACUGCGAGACUCACCCACGCAUACUGCUGCUGGGCCACGUGGGCUCGGGCAAGUCAAGCUUUGUAAACUCCAUCGAUGCGGUCUUCUCUGGACAUGUGUCGAGUCGUGCCAUCGCGGGGACCCGGGAAAAGGAGUCCAGCUUCACCACCGUGUUUCGCAGUUACAAAUUGAGAAAGAACAAUGGACGCAAGUUCUUCCCUAUUCAUCUCUGCGACACCAUGGGCAUAGACAAGGAUCUUGGGGAUGGAAUAAACCCAGAGGACAUCGUGAGCGUGCUCCAAGGAAACGUGCCCGAUUACUAUCAGUUUAAUCCACUGGCACCCAUUAAACCCAGCCACCCCGUCUACGUGAAGGACCCGGCACUGUCGGCACGGACGCACUGCCUGGUGCUAGUGGUCGACGCUUGUAAGAUGUCCCCGAUGCCUGAAGGGCUGCUUGGCAAACUGCAGGACGCGCGCAACAAAGCCUAUAACCUGGGCAUUCCUCACCUCGUGCUUCUGACAAAAGUGGAUGAAGCCUGCCCUCUGGUGGAGAGUGACAUAAACAACAUUUACCUGAGUUGGUUCAUAAAGGAACAGGUGUACGAGAUCGCCACGCGUCUGGGCAUGCCCGUGUCGUCCGUGUUGCCCGUGAAGAACUACGCUGUGCAGGUUCAGCCAGACGCCUCCUCCGACCUCCUGCUGAUCAUGGCUCUACACCAGAUGCUGCGUUUUGCAGAUGAUUACCUGCUGGACCAGGUCUUGUCUGACUCCAAUGAAACGGAGUGAUGCUCGCAGCACAAAUUCAAUCUGUGUGCGUUGUGCCGGUACAGCAGGGCCAUAGACUUGCCCUGCUUUAUGCAUGGGCAAUAAACCUUUAAAAAUAUAUUAUCAGAUGCGCACUUUUGACACAUGUGUGGUGUUUCGGGCCCAGUGAAUACUUCAAAUUAGCAAUAGUAGCAUUUAUAGAUUUAGACAUUUUUAUUUAGAAUGUCAAUGGAGGAUUACUUGAUUACUGGGACUCAGGUUGUGUGUGCGUUUGAUAUUCUUCGUGUUCGUGACCACAAUUCCAAGUUCUCACAAUCCAUAUCAGGUAUGUUUUCUGCUGAUAUUGCUCUUACAAUCGCAAAAACAAUGUCAAGGUAAUUUUGCGGUGAAAACAAAUCGCUGUAGAAUGAUUUUGUGUUUUAUAAUCUGUAAAAGUUUCUUAUAUUUCCCAAAUAAAUGUGAUAUUGAUUAAAACGAAUUUACGGUGAAAUGUGAUACUUACUGUGCGUGGGGUGCCAAUAAGGUUUAGGUUGUGGAGUAGCAGUUAGCGCUACGCUACCAACCAGUCACGAUUAUUUUAACCGGUCCCGGGCCUCUCCUAUGUCGACUAAA